AUGGCGUUCGUUCUCCCACCAGCUGAUUUUGCUGGUCCUCCUUCCAAUUCUUCGGAUCGUGCCAUUUCAACUUGCGCUUCAUCGGAAGCUGCGGGUUAUGAUGCCUCAGUGCACAAGAGGCCUGAGGAAACAGUAGAGGAACCUUCAAAAAUCCCGCUAGGAGGAGGCUCAGAAAGCGAUGAAAUGUCCUACCCUGAAGGGGGCCUCAGGGCAUGGUUGGUUGUUGUCGGAUCUUGCUUCGGAACUGCGGUCUCCCUUGGGAUGAUGAACACAGUUGGCACCUUCCAUUCGUACAUUGGUGAGCAUCAACUCAAAGAAUACGAUGAGGCCACAAUUGGCUGGAUUUUCAGCGUCUUCAUCUUCCUCGGUUUCUUCGGUGGCAUUCAAAUCGGACCCGUGUUCGACGCUCGGGGACCCAGAAUGCUUAUGCUUGCCGGCAGCGUCUGCAUGGGGACUAGCAUGCUACUUCUCGGAUCAUGUACUGAGUUCUGGCAUUUUAUGCUUUGCUUUGGCGUGCUUGGUGGCUUGGGUGUGUCUUUAAUGGUCACUCCGGUGCUGGCAGCAGUAAGCCACUUUUUCCUCGAAAAGCGAGCAACUGCCACGGGCAUCGCGGCAGCUGGGGGUUCACUGGGUGGCAUCAUAUUCCCGCUAGCUUUGCAGAAGCUAUUCUACAAGGUUGGGUUUGCUUGGGCUACCAGGAUCAUCGGGUUCGUUGUCAUCUUCUGUUGCGCAGUCGCAGUAAUCCUCGUUCGCUCGCGAUUACCUCCCAAGCCCGGACAAACGGUUAUGCCCAACCUAAGCAUCUUCCGAGACCAGUCGUACCCGUCGCUUACGUUGGGGAUAUAUUUCAUGGAAUGGGCGCUUUUCGUUCCAAUAACCUAUCUUACUUCCUUUGGCCUAUCCACAGGCGCCAUGUCACAGGAAAUGUCAUAUCAGCUCAUAGCAAUAAUGAACGCGGGUUCCUGCAUCGGGCGGUCAGUGCCUGAGUACAUCGCCGACAAGCUAGGUCGCUUCGACAGCAUGAUUGCUGCACUUGUUCUUUGCACAGCAAUGACUCUAACCCUGUGGCUCCCUGCAUCAAUCCUUACCACAGGCGAUUCCUACUCCUCCUCCGUAAUCGUUAUCAAGGCACUUUCAAUCACGUACGCGCUGAUUUUUGGCUUCGCCUCUGGUUCCAACAUAUCAUUGACUCCAGUAUGCGUCGGGCAGCUCUGCCACAUAAAUGACUAUGGAAGGUACUUCGCAACCUGCUAUAGAAUUGUCUCAUUUGGCACACUCACGGGUAUCCCGAUUGCGGGGAGUCUUGUUCGAGUGACCGGUGGACGCUAUUGGGGUGUCGUCAUUUGGACUGCGGCUUGUUAUAUCGCCUCCUUGGGCUGCUUCAUCUGGAGUCGUGCUUGCCGCGUGGGUUGGAAGUUAGGAGUGAAGUUCUAA
Messenger RNA from Blastomyces dermatitidis ER-3, 1434 nucleotides. Its product is annotated as MFS monocarboxylate transporter. NCBI's taxonomy places the organism in Eukaryota, Fungi, Ascomycota, Eurotiomycetes, Onygenales, Ajellomycetaceae. Gene Ontology annotation, biological process: transmembrane transport. The transcript is spliced from 3 exons. The record is from RefSeq and is a predicted model, not a curated record. Bases 1 to 1434 code for a protein of 477 amino acids. Gene Ontology annotation, molecular function: transmembrane transporter activity. Gene Ontology annotation, cellular component: fungal-type vacuole membrane.